UUAGCACUGUCGUGACUAGGAAUUUACUUUUUCACUAUUUGUUGCCACUGAUCUCUCUCGCGUCGUCGUCGGAGUCGCGUUUUGUUUUUUUAUGUUCCGUUGUCUUUAUACGCUCCUCAAAACAAAAUCCCCUAAAAGAGUGAAACCCACUGUGUGCAUGCUCUUUUUCCUAUAUUCCAGGCUGCAGUUGAAGGCAGCACGGUUACCGGUCUGUCGCGUCUAGUUGAUCCGAGUGCGAAUGAUUUAUUGAGAGGCUUCGACUUCGAUGUCAACAGAGACAGGAGCGCAAAGACUUCGUGUUUCAUCAGAUAACUGUCAACUCUGGGUUCAUGUCGGAAUUGUCUGGAUGGAGGGGACGCUAACAGGCGCUAUGGCCAUGGAGAGCAGUGUGUGGAGUCCCUGCGACUACAGCCACAACGUCACCUUCUUCUACAACUGGGUGGGCAAGAAGAUCAGCGUGGCGUGGACGACGCAGGACUCUGUGGUGAUCGGGCUGGGCUUGACGGUGUGUCUCAUCGUAGUCUUGGCCAACCUGCUGGUGAUGGUGGCCAUCUCCAUGAACCACCGCUUCCACUUCCCCAUCUACUACCUCCUGGGCAACAUGGCUGCAGCGGACCUGUUCGCAGGCAUCGCCUACACCAACCUGAUGUUGCACACGGGCCCGUGGACCAGCACGCUCUCCAAGAAGCAGUGGUACAUCCGCGGGGCUUUGAUCGACAUCAGCCUGACGGCCUCUGUGGCCAACCUGCUGGCUGUUGCCGUGGAGCGCCACCAGACCAUCAUCACCAUGCAGCUGCACAGCAAGAUGAGGAAGCGGCGCGUGGUGCUGCUGAUGGUCUGCAUCUGGGCCGUGAGCAUCAUCAUGGGCCUGGUGCCCUCCACCUUUUGGAACUGCGAGUGCGAUCUGGAUGACUGCUCCACCGUCGCUCCUCUCUACAGCCGCCGCUUCCUCAUCUUCUGGGCAGUGCUCAACCUGCUCACUUUCUUCAUCAUGGUGGCCGUGUACACUCGCAUCUUCGUCUAUGUGAGGUACCAGACGUCGCACGCGUCUCAUCACACCAUGGACAUGCAGCACAGGCAAACUGUUGUCAACCUGAUGAAAACUAUCUCCAUGGUUCUGGGCGCCUUUGUAAUCUGCUGGAUGCCGGGCCUCGUGACUCUCUUGCUGGACGGGCUGCUGGGUAAAGCCAGCCACGCCAACGCCUACGAGAAGUUCUGUUUGGCGAUAGCGGAAUGCAACUCUCUGGUCAACCCCGUCAUCUAUUCCCUGCGAGACGACGAGAUGCGGAGGACGUUCAAGUGGAUCCUGUGCUGCUUGUGUCGGAGAGGUGCUGACCAGCAGAGAGAGCUGUCACCUGUCGAGGUUAACUCCCCACUGCCGGAGGAGACUCUUGGCUGUGUGCAGAAGUUAGAAGAUCACGCCGUCUGUACGGAGACGAACCAUAAAGAAGACAGUUGGACAAUGCCGGGGGUAUGAUGGCCCCACAUCGUAUACAAUUAAAUGAUUCAAUUGAAUGAAAAAAAUGUAUAUAAAGAUGCAUCUUUUGAAAAGGAUUUGUU
Messenger RNA from Anarrhichthys ocellatus (wolf-eel), 1560 nucleotides. It is a transcript of the gene lpar2a, whose product is annotated as lysophosphatidic acid receptor 2a. Gene Ontology annotation, cellular component: membrane. Gene Ontology annotation, biological process: G protein-coupled receptor signaling pathway. The coding region runs from base 266 to 1477 and encodes 403 amino acids. Gene Ontology annotation, molecular function: melanocortin receptor activity. The record is from RefSeq and is a predicted model, not a curated record. NCBI's taxonomy places the organism in Eukaryota, Metazoa, Chordata, Actinopteri, Perciformes, Anarhichadidae. The transcript is spliced from 4 exons.